AUGUCGUUAACAAUCUUAUGUUUUGGUAUUAUACAUACUAUUUAUUUUACAGUUCGGUUUCAUUAUACAAAAGUAUUAUUAAGUAAUUUUUCAUGCAAUUUAAUAACAUAUCUUCGAGUAAUGAUUACUUUUCAAUUAGCAUUUGCAUUAAUUAUGGUAUCAGUUUAUAUAUUUGGUUAUAUUCUAUAUCAUCAAAAAGCUUUUUUUAAGACAAAAAAAUGGUUUAUACUAUGUAUUGUUUGUCAAUGGAUUAUGGGUAUUGCUUUAGCAACAGUAAUAAUAUCAAAAAAUGAUUCAAAUUGUAGUUAUCCUCGAUGGGUAUCAAUUUAUACAAUGGUUAUUACUAUCGUGGUUUGUUCAUUGAUUUCUCUACUGGUUAAUGUACGUCUAUUUAUCUAUGGUCAUUUUUCAUUUCAACGUAUGCUACUUAAUACAUCUUUUAAUCGUAUCGAACCUAUUCAAAGUAUUGUAUUGAAUCUAGAUAAUAGAUUAAAUAAUAGACUAAGAGUAAAUCAGCGUCAUGUUCGUUUAUUAAAACAUAUGAUCUAUAUGUUUCUGAUAUUCGUUAUUGGUUGGGGACCUUUUUCAAUAUUAAUGAUCGUUAAUUCUAAUAUGGAAGUUUCAACAUUUACGUAUGGAUUUUUUGGUAUUUGGGCUGAAAUUAGUUCAGUCUGUUUGGUUGUUAGUCUAUUUAUUUACAAUAAUAAAUUAAGACAAUAUUUAGCUGGGAAAAUUUUUCAUGGCUUCUAA
Molecule: messenger RNA, 750 nt
Organism: Adineta steineri
Lineage: Eukaryota; Metazoa; Rotifera; Eurotatoria; Adinetida; Adinetidae
Source: the annotation of a GenBank genome assembly